This is a messenger RNA of Apaloderma vittatum (bar-tailed trogon), 620 nucleotides long. RefSeq names its product CD79b molecule, immunoglobulin-associated beta (gene CD79B). The transcript is spliced from 5 exons. The annotation marks the transcript as partial. Gene Ontology annotation, biological process: B cell differentiation; B cell receptor signaling pathway. NCBI's taxonomy places the organism in Eukaryota, Metazoa, Chordata, Aves, Trogoniformes, Trogonidae. The record is from RefSeq and is a predicted model, not a curated record. Gene Ontology annotation, cellular component: B cell receptor complex; membrane; external side of plasma membrane. Gene Ontology annotation, molecular function: transmembrane signaling receptor activity.
GUGCAAUCUCAGCAGACCAGAACAGCACCAGCACCAGCAACAGCACAGACAGUGAGUGCCCCGUGGUGCAGCAGCAGCCACGCUACGUGGCGGCCAAGAAGAACAUGCCCGUCUACUUCAUCUGCUACACCCAGGAGCCCGAUAGCAUGCAAUGGUACAAAACAUCCAUGGACAGCGAUGACUUCUACGAGCUGGACCGCAACACCUCCCGCUACAGCAUUGAGAAGAAUGACUCCUUCAUCAACUUCACCAUCUUCAGGAUCACCUACGAGGACAACGGCAUCUACGUGUGUGACAGGAAGAACCUCACGGCAGAGAAUAAGCGGCCACACUUGUGUGGGACAGAGCUCAGAGUCAUGAGUCACCGCAACAUCCAGCAGAUCCAGAACAGGAAUACCCUGAAAGACGCCAUCAUCAUCAUCCAGUCAAUCCUGCUUGUCAUCUUCAUCAGUGUCCCCAUGUUCCUCUUAAGAGAUAAAGGUGAAAGCAAGAAAAGCCUGGAGGAGGACCACACCUAUGAGGGCCUGGAGGUGGAGCAGAUGGCCACCUACGAAGACAUCACUCCUUUCCGGGACGUGAAGGCCAAGUGGACAGUUGGGGAGCACCCAGGAGAAGAGUGA